UUGGGCAAUCCGUGCAAUGUCAGGAAUUGUGGCAUUUUCAUCUCCGUUUUUCUGAAAAUGCAUCCGAAUUCUUGGGACUAUCACAGAAGUUUCAUUCCGGCCGGAAUGAAAACCCGACCCUCGUCCCGUUGACACUCUCUUCUCUCUGGUGGCCUUCCUCUCUCUCCCUUCCUGUACACUCUCCUCCCGCUGCCAUCAACGGCACGAAGGUUUUUGCUUAGUCACCUUGGCCGAAUAGCAUGUGUCUCACGGGCAGCAUACAAGUACUAAUGUCAAGUUUAUGAACUAAUGAGAUGUCGAUGGCAGGAUUAUCAUUGCUAGCUGCUUCCCGUUUAUCUUUCCCUACUUGUUAUCGCGGUUGCACUCUCUCCUUGAAAAUGAAGAAGGCAAUGAUUUCCAUCAAAACACAACCAGCAGAAUCAGGAUACCAACAAGAAAAGGUGAAUAUCAAUGCAGAUGAUCUUUUCCAACAGAAAAGCGCUAUUCGGUCCAAAUUGAGAAGGCAGUUGAGGGCUAUGAACCCUUCAUUAAGACAUGAAGAAGAUUGUGCUAUCCAGAAGAUAGUAUUGGACUCCCCAUGGUUUAAAUCUUCUACUAGUUUGUGCGCAUAUAUAAGCUGUGCAAGCUUAUUUGAAGUUGACACAUCACAAAUUAUAUCCGAAGUUCUCUCAUCUUAUGCUGAUCAAAAUUCUCAUAUGCAGAAGAGCCUAUAUGUGCCACGUGUGGAGAACAAAAAAAGCUUUAUGCGGAUGCUGAAAAUUACAAAUAGAGAAGAUCUAAUUGCGAAUUCCAUGAAUAUUUUGGAACCGUCAGCAAUUGAUAGUUCUGGCAUUGAGCGACAGGAUGUUAUGCAGGCCAAACACCCAGUUGACCUUUUCAUAUUACCUGGAUAUGCUUUUGAUAGAUCUGGAAGACGGCUGGGACGUGGAGGAGGCUACUAUGAUUGUUUUCUUGCAAAUUACAUGGAGCUUGCUUCAAGGAAAGGCUGGCGGCAGCCUCUUCUUGUUGCACUUGCAUACUCCAUCCAGAUAGUUGAUGAUCCUAUUCCUGUAACUCCAACUGAUAUUCAUGUGGAUGCAAUUGCAUCUCCAGCCGGUGUCCUGCAGAUCAGCUCUGCUGCUAUGGAGAGAAUGUGAGAGGUAGUGGUGGUGCUUGUUCGUGUUGGAUGGCUGUACUUGCCAAACAAAGGAAUGACCUCUCUUGGCAAUGAAAGCUCACCAGCGUUACUCGCAGAGUUGAAUUUUAUUCUCAAAUAAACUCGGGUUGUUUGUACAAAUGACCCAGGUAUGAAAAAGUGUUGGUUGCCCUCGUUUGGCCUUUGUAGCCUUGUUAACGUGUAUCUUUUCAGUCAUUGGUUCAUAUUAAUUGGUGUUUGUAUAUAAAACAUUUGUGAAUUUGGCUAAUCACUAUCCGUCCGUCGAUGGGGCGAGCUUGAUUUUGUUGAUUUUC
Messenger RNA from Nymphaea colorata (pocket water lily), 1449 nucleotides. RefSeq names its product 5-formyltetrahydrofolate cyclo-ligase, mitochondrial-like. NCBI's taxonomy places the organism in Eukaryota, Viridiplantae, Streptophyta, Magnoliopsida, Nymphaeales, Nymphaeaceae. Gene Ontology annotation, molecular function: 5-formyltetrahydrofolate cyclo-ligase activity. Gene Ontology annotation, cellular component: mitochondrion. The transcript is spliced from 8 exons. The record is from RefSeq and is a predicted model, not a curated record. Gene Ontology annotation, biological process: tetrahydrofolate interconversion; folic acid-containing compound biosynthetic process. The coding region runs from base 294 to 1136 and encodes 280 amino acids.